Messenger RNA from Wasmannia auropunctata (little fire ant), 1079 nucleotides. RefSeq names its product putative nuclease HARBI1. The record is from RefSeq and is a predicted model, not a curated record. NCBI's taxonomy places the organism in Eukaryota, Metazoa, Arthropoda, Insecta, Hymenoptera, Formicidae. The transcript is spliced from 5 exons. The coding region runs from base 120 to 848 and encodes 242 amino acids.
CUUACAAACACAGGACACAUAUGCAAUUAGCACUAGCUCUAGCAAGGCGGUCCUUUUUUUCGAAAUUAUUUUUGAAGUUCUUUAGCGACGAUUAAUCUCAUUGCGACGCCUCUUUUGAAAUGGAAGAUAAACAAAAACUAAUUUCAACAGUUCUAGCUCAAACCUUAAUUUUACUGGAUGACUUUUUGGAUGACACAGAAUGCAAUGUUGAGAACUUACAGGAAGAACUUUUAUUUCUUUCGCGUAUAAAAAGGCCAAUUCCUCGUUUAAAAAAUUAUGUUGAAGAAAUAGUUCCGUUGUACAAUGACGAACAAUUUAAAUCACAUUUUAGAAUGCGGCGAUCUACAUUUAAUUAUAUAUUACAUCUUAUAAAACCUUUGUUAUUAAGAUCUAAACCAGGUAAUAAACAAAUAACGCCAGAAAAACAGUUUCUCGUUUGUAUAUGGAAAAUGGCAACACCUGAUUCAUAUCGAUUUAUAUGUGAAAAAUUUAAUAUUGGAAAAGCAAGUGCAUUGCAAUGUGUAAGGAGAGUUACAAGAAGUCUUGUAAAGCUUGCUCCAAUUUUUAUCACUUGGCCACAAGGUGACAGAGUACAACAAAUUUUUGAAGGAUUUGAGACAGUUAGUGGAUUUCCUAAAAUAAUAGGAGCAAUUGACGGUACACACAUUAACAUUAAAGCACACCCAGGAUCGAACAUGAGUGUUAUAUUAAUAGAAAAGGGCAUCAUUCAAUACAAUUGCAGGGUAUAUGUGAUCAUGAACUACGUUUUAUCCAUUGUUUUGCUGGAAACGUCGGUUCUGUUCACGAUCAAAGAGUGUUUCGUUUAUCUGAAGUAUAUGAAUAUUUAGAAGAUCCACGUAAGUUUCCAGAUGAUUCUCAUUUAGUAGGCGACGCAGCGUAUUCCAUCCAUAAUCAUUUGAUGACACCUUAUCGAAACAACGGACAUUUAACAAAUAAACAAGAAAAAUACAAUAACUGUCACUCUUAUGCACGGAUAGCAAUUGAACGAGCGUUCGGAUUACUUAAAGGAAGAUUUCGGAGUUUGCUCACUGUCCUUGACAUGGGACGUACAGACUGUA